UUCCUUAAUCUCCUUUGCUGGCUAAGAGAAAAAGAGAAGGAUUGGAAAGGGCAGUGUGCCGUGGGUAGUGGACUGACUGCAAGCACUACAGGUUGCUUUCCCUACUUUCUUCCAAAUAGAAAUGCCUUCUUUCCCCAUCUUAAACAGCUUUGGGAAGCUGUGUGGAUCAGGUGAUGAACUGGUGCUGGAAAAAGUGAAAUAUCGAAAUUCAGUCAGAAAGAUGUCAGUAAUUGAGGAUGGGAAUAUUGCAGAGGUCUUGUAUCUCAUUCCGAAGCAGAGCUUGCUGAAGCAACUGCCCUACUUGAAUCCAGAUGACUACUACUUGUGCGAGCAGUUAUUUGACACUCCUGAGGACCUGGUGGCCCACCCUCAGGAGCCUCACCACCCCUCUGAAAAGCCGGUCAUCCACUGCCAUAAAUGUGGGGAGCCAUGUAAAGGUGAAGUACUCCGUGUUCAGGCCAGACACUUCCACAUCAAAUGCUUCACCUGCAAAGUGUGUGGGUGUGACUUGGCGCAGGGAGGCUUUUUCAUCAAGAACGGGGAAUACCUUUGCACCCUGGAUUACCAGCGCAUGUACGGCACCCGCUGCAACGGCUGUGGAGAGUUCGUGGAAGGAGAAGUAGUGACAGCUCUGGGAAAAACUUACCAUCCAAGCUGCUUUGCCUGUACUGUGUGCAAGCGUCCAUUUCCACCAGGAGAUCGAGUUACCUUUAAUGGAAGGGACUGUCUCUGUCAGAUGUGUGCUCAGCCCAUGUCCUCCAGUCCAAGAGAACUCUCUGCCUCAAGCAAUUGUGCUGGCUGUGGAAGAGACAUAAAAAAUGGGCAAGCAUUGCUAGCUCUGGAUAAGCAGUGGCACCUGGGAUGCUUUAAGUGCAAGGCCUGUGGGAAGGUCCUCACCGGGGAAUACAUCAGCAAAGAUGGUGCUCCUUAUUGUGAGAAGGACUACCAAGUGCUUUUUGGAGUCAAGUGUGAAGCAUGUCACCAGUUCAUUACUGGGAAAGUCCUAGAGGCAGGUGACAAGCAUUAUCAUCCAAGCUGUGCACGAUGCAGCAGGUGCAACCAAAUGUUCACAGAAGGAGAAGAAAUGUAUCUGCAAGGUUCCACUGUCUGGCAUCCCGACUGUAAGCAAUCCACUAAGACAGAAGAUAAGCUCCGGCAUUCCUCAUCUGAGUUCUUUUAUCCAAAGAGUCUGGUUCUGCGCAGGCCACGCUCUGCAGAGCCUACAAGAACGUCAUCAGAAAGUAUUUAUUCCAGACCAGGUUCCAGUAUACCUGGCUCUCCAGGCCACACUAUCUAUGCAAAAGUAGACAAUGAAAUCCUUGAUUACAAGGAUUUAGCAGCCAUUCCCAAAGUCAAGGCUAUUUAUGACAUUGAACGUCCAGACCUAAUUACUUAUGAGCCAUUCUACACUUCCGCCUACGAGGACAGACAGGAGAGACAGAGUCUUGGAGAGUCUCCAAGGACAUUAUCACCUACCCCUUCUGCAGAAGGCUACCAGGAUGUUCGGGAUCGCAUGAUCCACAGGUCUACUAGUCAGGGCUCCAUCAAUUCUCCCGUGUACAGUCGUCACAGCUACACACCCACCAUGUCACGCUCCCCUCAGCAUUUCCACAGACCUGGCAAUGAGCCGUCCAGCGGUCGGAACUCCCCUGUCCCCUAUCGGCCUGACAGUCGCCCUCUCACUCCAACUUACGCUCAGGCCCCUAAACAUUUCCAUGUUCCAGAUCAAGGUGUCAACAUUUACAGGAAACCGCCCAUCUACAAACAACACGCUAAAUUCCCUGAUUGCCAUCUAGAUGCAGCUGCCUUGGCAGCACAGAGCAAGUCCUCCGAGGAUAUCAUCAAGUCCUCCAAGUUCCCAGCAGCUCACGCACCAGCACCCAACGAGAUACCAAAGAUUGAGAUGGACCACUGGCCAGGUCCUCCCUCCCUUGCUGCCAUAGCAGGAGCUGACAUGAGACGCAGAUCAAGUGGAAGAGAGGAAGAUGAUGAGGAGCUACAGAGGCGCCGGCAGCUGCAGGAGGAGCAGCUCAUGAAGCUCAACUCUGGUCUGGGACAGUUAAUAUUGAAAGAAGAGAUGGAAAAGGAGAGUCGCGGUAGGUCAGCCCUUUCUGCCAGUCGUUACGAUUCUCCAGCACAUGCUUCAGCCUCCAAAACCUCUUCUCUCCCUGGGUAUGGAAAAAAUGGACUUCACAGGCCAGUGUCUACAGAUUUUGGUCAGUACAACAGUUACGGGGAUGUGAGUGGUGCUGUUAGAGAUUUCCAGUCCCUCCCGGAUGGUCAUGUCCCUGGAAUGAGAAUGGACAGAGGAGUAUCUAUGCCUAACAUGUUGGAGCCAAAGAUUUUUCCAUAUGAAAUACUCAUGGUGACCAACAGAGGGCGAAAUAAAAUACUAAAAGAUGUAGACAGAACCAGGCUUGAGCGUCACUUAGCGCCUGAAGUUUUUCAAGAAAUAUUUGGCAUGACGAUACAGGAGUUUGACAAGUUACCUCUCUGGAGACGCAACGACAUGAAGAAGAAAGCAAAACUCUUUUAAUCUCCCUUUAAACAAACCAACAAAAAAUUGAUGCAUAGGAUGAUGAUCUAUCAUACAGUCCACACUGUUUGGAAGCAACUACUUAUCCACUGAAAAGGGAAAAAUCACAUAGUGGCACCUCUGUACACAGCAGCUGAACAAGAUGAACAUUUGCCCUCCCGGAACACAGGGAGAAAAUAUCUGGGCUCAGAAACAACAAUGAUAGUUUUCAGAGGUGUUACAUGAUAUGAUACAAGAUAGAAAACUGUUCCGUUCUUCUCCCUCAAUGAUACUCCCUUUACUUCUCUCCACAAUAUGAUGGACUUUAUUGCUAGAGCCAGGAAGUGCCCUUAGGAUGCCUUGUAGACUAAAGUAGUUGUAACCACUCCAAGAACUGGAAAAGAAAAUAUACAUAUAUAAAUAUAUAUAUAUAUAUGUAUGUGUGUUUGCCUGUGUGCACACCUGUAUUUAUAUCUAUCCAUCUAUCUCUGUGUGUGCGUGUAUGUGUGUGUAUAUAUGUGUGUAUAUACGGAGAGGAAGAUGGAUAGGUGCUCUGUAGUGAAGGAGAAGCCCCUUGUAACUUAUCCACACGGUCACAUAAGUCUUUCACCCAGCUGUUUCUUACCUGGCACUCUUUUGACAUGACAUCUUCUUCGUGUGAAGCAACCUGCAACGGUGGGCGCUCUGCUCCACUUACCGUGCGUACCGGUUGGGUUUCUGGAAAAUGGAUUCCUUGUAUAUAUUUGCUAGGAUAUAGGAAGUGAAUUGCUCUGUGUGUUGUCAGUCUUCCCUUUUCCACACUUUCUGCUUGAAUUAAUAAGGCUGGAGAGUAACCAGUCCUUUGAAUAAUUUAAGAUCACUUAAGUAAUGGGAAUGAUGGAGAAGAGUCAGUUUUCUUGUAAUUUACUCCAGGAGAUGGGUGGGUGGGGGUGGGAGUGGGAGUGACAGAGUGAGAAAAUGCUUUUUUAAGUGUGCCCUGGUUUGCACCCAGAGAUUUUGGGACAAACUCCCUGCUAGUAAUUACUAGUACAGCUCAUCAGACUGCAGUGGAGUUGUAGGAUUUUACAUUGACGGGGAAGGUUCUCUGCAAGCUAACAUGCAAAUUCAUCCCUCUUAGGGAGGGAUGUUUAUGAAUUUAAAGGUACCAUCAAGGUGCCACGCUCUGCCAAUAGAGGCUUUUUGAUUAAACUGCAGUUGCUGUUGUCAAUAUGGCACAGUGCAUGGGGCCAAGCACUCUUUUUAGUUAAUGUAGUUUUUCACUUGUGCUUGGAAAAGAGGGCACAGACUUUUUUUUUUUCCUCUCUUGAAGCAUCAAAGCUCCAGCCUUGGUUAUUUUUAUUUCCCUUUGUGCCUGACUUGGUUUUUGAAGACAGAGUAAUCAUGCAAGACAGUUUCUGAGCUGCAUUGAACUCCUUAUUGCUUUCAGUCUUCUUCCAGUAUGCUGCAGCUUAAAAAACUGCCUGUAUAUACCUUAACUGCUUCUGGGCAAGUCCUGUACAUAGGAGGACAUGAGCACCAAAGUAAUUGAAUGAAUGCAUUGUGGCUGCCAGGUCAGCUUUUUCUCUUCCGUGGUGCUUUAACUGCCAAUGCAUCCUGCACUAACGAGCCUGUCUCCUGAUACGGGAGGGGGUCCUUUAGGUUCUGUGUCUGUCAAAGAAUAUCGAGGUUUCCUUCUUAAUGCAGAAGCUUCAGGCACUGGAGACAUCAGAACCUCUGAAUUUUCUGUCCUGUGAGACAUGGGUGUUAAAAUCUGGAAGUUAGGGAGGGGAAACAGUCCCACGUAGUUGUGAGAUUCAGUAUCACUGUGUUGAGUUCUCUUUAUCACCAAAUGACAUUUCACCAUGAACUGUGCAGGGCAGCCCAAAUCCUGCCUCUUCUUUGCUGGUUUAGGAAGUCCUGUUGCAAUAGAUCACUGUGGUUCCUUUGAUAAAAUCUGAGAGGGAGAUUCGGUAAAUGAGGGACAGAGACCAGAGAUCGCCACCUGCUCCACGUCCUUAGAGCUGAGGGAAUGGUGAGUCUAUGGGACAAGCUGGAGAACAUCCUACCAUGGAGAUCUGGUACCACAGUCCCCACUGCACACAAGUCCCCAGUGAACACUGUGACACACACACACACACACACACUUGACUGAGCUCUCUGGAUAGUACUGAGAUUGCAGCAAGAAUCGGUGUAACAUGUUUUAACUUUACUUUUCAGAACUCUCCUCUGAAAGCUUUUUAGAGGAGCGCUGAAAGUGCUAGUUAGGGGCACUGGCAGAUGUGUUUUUGAGUGACUGCUGAAACCAAAUCCAUAUGAUGGAAGAACAACAGUGUUUUACAGUCAGGGAAUUUGUGAAUGGUGGGGUCUCAGAAAUUUAGUGUUUGUCACCCACAAGGUGUGGCUUAAUUUUGAGGUGAAUGUGUGGGUUUUAAUGCAUUUAAAUUAUUAAAUUCUUCAAAUUUUGUUCAGCCCACAUCCUGUAGACAAUGUGUGCUGCUGCCUCUCAUACUAUUAGACAUUAAAGGUCUUUUAGUCCAGGUCACCUUGACAAUACACCUUUUAGAUCUGAAGAUUUGGUUUCUCGAGGAUGUGAGCUGCCAGUCUGCAUUUUUCUGUCCUCAUCUCUGGAUUACUAUUGAACUUCUCACAACAUAUAUGAAUAGAUUACCCAGUCAUUUCAGAAAUGACUAAGCCAUGCUGUUUCCUCACCUCUACAUCCUAUGCAAAAAAAAAAAAAAAAAAAGGUUGGGAAAAAAAGAGAACUUAG
Molecule: messenger RNA, 5261 nt
Organism: Empidonax traillii (willow flycatcher)
Lineage: Eukaryota; Metazoa; Chordata; Aves; Passeriformes; Tyrannidae
Gene: ABLIM1
Product: actin binding LIM protein 1
Exons: 24
Coding region: 122-2536 (804 amino acids)
Biological process (GO): cilium assembly; cytoskeleton organization; lamellipodium assembly
Cellular component (GO): stress fiber; actin cytoskeleton
Molecular function (GO): actin filament binding
Source: RefSeq, a predicted model, not a curated record